AAUGCAGGGUUUGUCCUUACCCCUGACGUCAGAUCUUGCUUUAAUAAAACCCCCCAAGGGCUGUGGGAAGAGCCAGAGCCGGUGCUCCUGAUGGGCGGGCCAGUCUCUGCCCAGCUCCCCCGAGAGGUGGAGGAUCUUCUGGGCUGCUCGUCGAUGCCUUUGCCACUGACUUCCAGGCAUGAGGUGGUUCCUGCCCUGGACGCUGGCAGUAGUGACCGCAGCAGCCGUGGGCAGCGCCCUGGCCACGGCCCUCUCUCCAGCCCCCAUGGCCAUGGCUUUCACCCCAGGGCCACUGGAGGACACAUCCUCGAGACCCCAGUUCUGCAAGUGGCCAUGCGAGUGUCCGCCGUCCCCACCCCGCUGCCCACUGGGGGUCAGCCUCAUCACCGACGGCUGCGAGUGCUGCAAGAUGUGUGCCCAGCAGCUCGGGGACAACUGCACAGAGGCUGCUGUCUGUGACCCCCACCGGGGCCUCUACUGCGACUACAGUGGGGACCGCCCGAGGUACGCAAUAGGAGUGUGUGCACAGGUGGUCGGCGUGGGCUGCGUCCUGGACGGAGUGCGCUACAGCAACGGCCAGUCCUUCCAGCCCAACUGCAAGUUCAACUGCACGUGCGUGGAUGGCGCGGUGGGCUGCACGCCCCUGUGCCUCCGAGUGCGCCCCCCACGCCUCUGGUGCCGCCACCCACGGCGGGUCAGUCUGCCUGGCCACUGCUGUGAGCAGUGGGUGUGCGAGGACGAAGCCAGGAGGCUGCGCAAGACAGCACCGCGACACACGGGCGCCUCAGCGGCCGUGGGUGAGGUCGAGCCAUGGCACAGGAAUUGCAUAACCUACACGAGCCCCUGGAGCCCCUGCUCCACCAGCUGUGGCCUGGGCAUCUCCACGCGGGUCUCCAACGUCAACGCCCGCUGCUGGCCCGAGCAGGAGAGCCGCCUCUGCAACCUGCGGCCCUGUGAUGUGGACAUCCGUCUGCACAUCAAGGAAGGGAAAAAGUGUUUGGCCGUGUACCAGCCAGAGGCGCCCGUGAACUUCACCCUCGCCGGCUGUGUCAGCACGCGCACCUACAGGCCCAAGUACUGCGGGGUCUGCGCGGACAACAGGUGCUGCGUCCCCUACAAGUCCAAGACCAUCGACGUCUCCUUCCAGUGUCCCGAGGGGCCUGGCUUCUCCCGCCAGGUCCUGUGGAUCAACGCUUGCUUCUGCAACCUGAGCUGUAGGAACCCCAAUGAUAUCUUUGCUGAUUUGGAAUCCUACCCUGACUUCUCAGAAAUUGCCAAUUAGGGAGGUACGAAACAUAGGGCCCAGGCCUGGCGGGCGCUCGCAAAGCAGCCAGCCCUCUGAGGCCCAACACUGAGCCUUCUCUUGUCCACUUCCUAUUCAUUUCUGAUGACCCUGACCCCUCCCCUCUGAUGAUCCUUGGCCCCUCCCCUGUCUCCAACCACCCAAAUGACCCACUAUGCUGCUGCUCAGGCCCUGACUAUGAGUCCCAUCCUUGGCAGCAUUCUGGAUACAUCCCAAAGAAAGUGCCUGUCUCCAUCUGUUCUGGACAACACCAAAGACUGACCCGGCCUGUGCAAGUCACUGGGAGGUCUCCUGAGUCCCAUGGAACAGGAUCGGCUGGACAUGCAAUACCACUGAUUCCCUCUUGAGAUGCCAAACCAGGAAACUCUUUGGAUCCACUCAAAAGGACAGAUGGAUUGAGGACAAUGGAAUAGUCUAUUACUUGAGCCCUGUUGCAUGGCACUAUAAUAGACAGUUUUGACCACAGCACCCCAAAGUAGUUCUGAUUCCAAAGAUUUGUGUGCCCCAAGGUCACCAAACAUCUGCCAAGGGAGGUGAAUAGUAGUUUGGUUUGGAUUUUUCAAGGAAAAUUGUAUCUAUUACUCCGGGCAUUGUUGAGGUUAAGUUUCUCUUCACUCCUGUGCUGUGAAGGGUACAUGUUGUAUUCAUUUCUGUUAGAAAGGCAGUUUGAUAAAUUUCAUUUUUGUUCAUGGCAAAAGUCCCUAGUCAAUGCUCCAAGGACAGAGCAAGGUCAGACAAUUUUCAGAAGGAGCGACGGACCCCAGCAUGAAUCUCCCUGCCCAUCACCAGGACAUCAGGAUGGGCCAGAUUCUUCCUUAAACCCAGAUCCCUGCCCAGCCUGGAGGCUCAUGGGAGCUGGUGGAGCCCCUGGGGUGGCCUCUCUGACCCCUGAGAGUGGUAUCCUGGGACAUUCCUCUGUACUUAGGGAGCCUCAACAAGUCCAGGCCAGACCCUCCUGCAAUGACCAAGAGGUCCAGGCCGGGUGUGGGUUAGGCCAAGAACUGGUCUAAUCUGCAUCAGUCUGGGUGGCAAGAGUCACUGGGCUCAGGAUACACCGUCUCUUUCUGCCUCAGUGACCCACUUCAUAGACUUUGGGUCUGCUGACCUCACACAACCCAGUUCUGGUGUGAAGACAGAGGUUUACCAGUUGUUUAGAAACAGAAACCUAUGUAAUAGGAUGAAAAGCCAAAGACGUCAAAGCUACCAGGAAGACAAGGUUGUCACUAGUGGAAAUGAGGCUAGUAUUUAUUAUAUUAGUAAAAUAUAAAUAUUUACUGUUAUAAUUCUUUUAUUUAGUACCUGCUAUGUGCCAUGUUCUCAGUGCUUUUCACACACUAGCUCAUGGAGACUUCGGGAUCAUGUUGAAAGUGCCCAUUAUUAUUUCUGUUGUUACAAAUGUGAAAUGGCAGCUCAGAAAGGUAAGAAAUUCGACCAAAGUCACCCGGCUGGUACGUGGGGGCAGCAGGAUUCCAAUGCAAGCUGGACUGACUUGAUAACCAUAUUUUUUCCCUACUUUUAGAGCUUUCAGAUGUGUCAGAGCAGGAAAAGCAUGUCAAAAUAAGCGAUUUCUCGCUCUCAGUUUUUUGCUCUUUUUUACUGUCUCUACAGGUCCUUUUACAAGAGAAGAGAAUCUGACAUUCAGCUAAUUUAGGUGCCUGACUGUCCAAAACCACAUAUAGACAAAAGCCAUGCAUUCCCUAUACUUCACCCCCUCCUUUAGAUCAGAACCCACACUCCACGCAUUUACAAGGUGGUUUGGUUUCCCCAACUCUGGGUAUUGUAUGAUGCGCAGUUAAGGGAAUUCUGGGUGGGUGGCAGAGGGACUCCUAACCAGGCAAAAGGGGCUGAAAUGUGUCCUUCAUACUGUGACCUCCUGAGUGCCCCGCCCAUUGCAAGGCGCACAGUGGUGCUCCAGGUGGAGCUGGUGAAUAAAAGACAUUGUCCCUACGUUUAUUUAGAAGCCCUCUUCUUCCAAAGGUGUGUGACAAUCUAACUUUUAUCAGCUGGAUCUUACUCUAAGUGUCAUAGGAAAAGAGACAUGAAAUAUUUCAAGAAAUGUAUGUUUUAUUUAAAAAACACACAAACCAACACAAACAUUCUGUGUGAGGAGAAUUUACCCCAUGAACAAUCUCUUCUAUAAGUCUGUGUGGACCGUGUUAGAUUUUCUUAGGGUGAAAUCACCUGCCAUCUACAAAGUGCAAGGACUCAGUGACAGCUGAUCCUACUUGAAAUUCAGCAGAAGCCCAAGAGCUAGGUUCUCACUGAAUUGACAUCCUAGUUUGGGAACCUAAGCACAGCUUCUGGGAUCCUAGGAAGCCUGGUGGGAGGAAUUGGGGGUUAUCCUGGGAAUGGUGGGAAGGGCUGGGGUGGCCACAACACCCCAGUUAGUAUUGUUUUGAGAAAUGGACCUGCCCUAUGCAGGUGCCAGUUGGAAAGUCUCAGAUCCAAGUGUGAGUAGAAACUUGGGCCCAAUAAGGAGGCAGUGAGAAUUACCCUGCCUCGGUGUGACCUACUUCAGGAGAAGUUAAGAGUAACAAUCCUAAUGAGAUAAUGUGUGGUUACUCAGUGCCAAUCACUGUGCCGUUUUCAUUAUCUUACUAAUUACCACGGUAAUUUUAAGUAAGCCUCUCUUCUCCAUCCUGUAAAUGGAAAAUCUGAGACUCAAAGGGGCUGAGAAAUCAGCCCCCAAAAGCUGACACCCAAAUCGCAGCGUAUUCCUCUCUGCCUUGCUCUUGGGGAGGCCUCAGGGCGGAGCACGAGUGACCCCUGUCAGAGUGUCACUGUGGCAGGGGAGACAAAGUCCGUCAGACAGGUCGCCUUGCCCAGCCCUGUAACUGCGUGUCCUCAGACAGGGGGAGACACACUGAAGUUCAGAGAGC
Molecule: messenger RNA, 4182 nt
Organism: Miniopterus natalensis
Lineage: Eukaryota; Metazoa; Chordata; Mammalia; Chiroptera; Miniopteridae
Gene: CCN4
Product: cellular communication network factor 4
Biological process (GO): cell adhesion; positive regulation of cell differentiation; signal transduction
Cellular component (GO): extracellular matrix; extracellular region
Molecular function (GO): heparin binding; integrin binding
Source: RefSeq, a predicted model, not a curated record